ACUCUUCUAGUGUCAUUUUUUUAUUAAAAUUUAAAAUGGGAUAGUGGGAGUAUAUAACUUGGGUUUCUUCUAAAACUAUAUUUGAAAGAAAGAAAGCUACAAAACAGUUUGAGUGCAAAGGAUUUCUCUUUAUUCAAGGAAAGCCAAGAGGAAACUAAAACAAGGAGAUUAACUAGGAAGAGAAAACUCCUUCUAAAAAGGGUGAAAAAAAGGGAAUAAAAAAGUUUUUCUUUUAUUAUUAUUAUUAUUAAAGCUUAAUUAGUUUUUGAAGGUUAUGCAUAAUUAAGUUGUGUUUGUUUGGAGAAUUAAGUUAAGCUAAGGAAUUAAGGGCAAAGAAUGAUGGCUAGAAACCCUAAUAAUUGGUGGAAUAUGCAGCAUAAUAACAUAAGGUCAUCUUCAACAAGUGAUCAUCAACAACAUGAGACAGAAGUUAAUCCUACAAUUAAUUUGUUAAUCUCCCAAACACAUCUUAAUAAUUCUCUCUUGCCCCCUCUUCAGUUUUUACAUGGUGGAUCUUCUUCUUCAUCUUCUUUGCUUCCUUUUCUUUCAUCAGCUGAACCCCAUACUCAAGAUCAUUUUCCUCAUUCAUGGAGCCAACUUCUUAUGGGAGGAAUGGGAAGUGAAGAAGAAGAAAGGUAUAGUGAUCCAAUAAAUGAAUAUGAAGGAAGAAGGGUGUUAAAUGAAGGUGUACAACUUGAUAUUAAGCAAGAAGUUAGUAAUCAAAAUAACAACAACUUAGAAUUGUAUGGAAAUCAAUUUAAUAAUGAGGAGCAGCAAGAUCAUCAAGUAGGUGUUAGUAAUACUAAUAAUAGGGCUGCUUCUGCUAAUUGGACACAAAUCAUCCCAGUUUCAUCCCCUAAAUCUUGUAUAACCACCUUAAAUACUACUAAUAAUAAUAAUACAACUAAUAAUAAUAAUACCAAUAAUAGUAAUAUGUUGGACUUUUCUACUAAUAAACGGUCAUUACAAGCUCAGAAUCAUCAACAUGCAGACCAUACCGUUAAUUCUGAGUGUAAUAGUAGUAGUACAACUAAUGGAGGUGUACCACUACCUAAGAAGCCUAGAGUCCAAUCCUCUUCUACACCUCCUUUGAAGGUGAGGAAGGAGAAACUAGGAGAUAGAAUAACUGCCCUUCACCAACUUGUUUCUCCAUUUGGAAAGACUGACACAGCCUCAGUGUUGCUAGAAGCAAUUGGGUAUAUCAGAUUCCUUCAAGGUCAAAUUGAGGCUCUUAGUUCUCCUUAUAUGGGAAACAUUCAUGCCUCAGCUAAGAACCAACAUGUUGUUCAUGGAGAAAGGAAUUGCCUAUUUCCUGAUCAUCCAGGACAGCUUUUAAAUGAUUCCAGCCUGAAAAGAAGAGGAGCCCCAAACCAAGAGGUACUACUGUUUAUUGAUGACAACAAAGAUGGAUCAAAGGACUUGAAAGGUAGAGGAUUAUGCUUGGUACCCAUAUCUUGCACUCAGCUUGUUGGAAGUGACAAUGGAGCUGACUAUUGGGCACAAUCUCUUGGUGGAGGAUUUUGAUCAAUUAAUGAUAAAUAAAUUAAUAACAUGCAAAUUUCUGAUUACUUAUUAUUAUGUAUUUAUAAUUGAUAUAAAAACAAAAUGCUUGAUCUCAAAUAGAAGUAUUAGUAAUUUGCGUUAGUAUAUCAUCAUGAGCACUCAUUUUGCUUGAAUAUCAGAAGAAUGAUUGCUCUUGAUGCUAUGCAUGCCAUCCUUUAAAUAGCGAAUGGGUGUAUCAUAUUACUCCUUAUGAUUUACUAUAAUUAAUUUUAAGUACCAUGACUUUAAAAA
Molecule: messenger RNA, 1794 nt
Organism: Amaranthus tricolor (Joseph's coat)
Lineage: Eukaryota; Viridiplantae; Streptophyta; Magnoliopsida; Caryophyllales; Amaranthaceae
Product: transcription factor bHLH68-like
Exons: 9
Coding region: 337-1524 (395 amino acids)
Biological process (GO): regulation of transcription by RNA polymerase II
Cellular component (GO): nucleus
Molecular function (GO): RNA polymerase II cis-regulatory region sequence-specific DNA binding; protein dimerization activity; DNA-binding transcription factor activity, RNA polymerase II-specific
Source: RefSeq, a predicted model, not a curated record